Messenger RNA from Portunus trituberculatus (swimming crab), 1642 nucleotides. RefSeq names its product replication factor C subunit 4-like. Bases 69 to 1157 code for a protein of 362 amino acids. The record is from RefSeq and is a predicted model, not a curated record. Gene Ontology annotation, molecular function: DNA binding; DNA clamp loader activity; ATP hydrolysis activity. The transcript has 9 exons. Gene Ontology annotation, biological process: DNA-templated DNA replication; DNA repair. Lineage: Eukaryota; Metazoa; Arthropoda; Malacostraca; Decapoda; Portunidae. Gene Ontology annotation, cellular component: DNA replication factor C complex; nucleus.
CCCAAAAGCGCGGGAAAGAAGGGAGGGCGAAGAGAUAAGAUCCAGUGUCCGUCUGUCUGAGUGUCACCAUGCAUGCGUUUCUGAAGACCGGCAAGCUUGGGGCGGGGGUGGCUGGCGGGGCGGGUGUGGCUGGCAGCAGUGACGGAGGGAAGAAGACUGCGGUGAAGAAGGCUUUGGUGCCCUGGGUGGAGAAAUACCGGCCCAAGACAGUGGAGGAGGUGGCGUAUCAGGAGGAGGUGGUGGCGGUGUUGAAGAAGACUCUGGAGGGUGCUGAUCUCCCUAACCUGCUGUUCUAUGGCCCUCCUGGUACUGGCAAGACCUCCACCAUCCUGGCAGCAGCAAGACAGCUGUUUGGGGACAUGUUCAGACAGAGGGUGUUGGAACUGAAUGCGUCUGAUGAGCGAGGCAUUCAGGUUGUCAGAGAGAAGAUAAAGAGAUUCGCACAAACAACUGUCUCUUCAACCAGGCCAGAUGGCCGUCCAUGCCCGUCAUUCAAGAUCGUGGUACUGGACGAGGCGGACUCCAUGACGCGGCCGGCCCAGGCAGCACUGCGGCGGACCAUGGAGGUGCAGAGCCGGUCCACUCGAUUCUGUCUUGUCUGUAACUAUGUCACCAGAAUUAUUGAACCACUCACCUCCAGAUGCUCCAAGUUCAGGUUCAGACCCCUCGCCCAGGGCAUACUGCAGGAGCGACUGACCUCCAUUUGCCGCAGCGAGGGAGUGGAGUGUGAGGAAGGGGUGGUGGCGACGGUGGUAGAGACUAGUGGGGGUGACCUUCGACGUGCUAUCACCUCUCUCCAGUCCUCCGCCAGACUCCGGGGGGGUGAGGCAGUGCGGGUGUGUGAUGUUUUGGAUGUUACGGGUGUCGUACCAGAAGACCUCAUCACACAGUUAUUAGACGCCUGUAGUUCCAAUUCCUACGAGGCAGUGAAGGGUCGGCUGGCAGUGCUGUUGUCAGAGGGGUUCCCAGCCAGCCAGGUGAUGUCCCAGCUCCACGACGCAGUGCUGGCCAACCCGACACUCUCCGAUCUGGGCAAGGCGGCUAUUUGUGAGAAGCUGGCGGUGUGUGAGCAUCGUCUGCUAGGAGGUGGUGAUGAAUUCCUGCAGCUCCUCGACCUCUCCUGCACUGCCAUGACUCAUCUCGGCAGGGGCGCUUAGAGAGAGAGAGAGAGAGAAUAUGUGUGUUAGUGGUAAAAUAUGUUAAUGUAGAAAUGUGAUAAAAGAGAGAGAGAGAGAGAGAGAGAUAUCUGCAACUUUUUUUUCUUUUUUUUACUUUCAUUCUUUCUUCUCUCCUCUCUCUCUCUCUCUCUCUCUUCCUUUUUCUCUCUUCUUCCUUCCUUCCAGAGAGAGAGAGAGAGUACCUACAAUUUUGCAUCAAUAAAAUUAUGUCAGAAUUAUUAUAAUAAGAACAUUCAUUUCUUCUACCUGUCUAAUAAUAAUAAUAAUAAUAAUAAUAACUAUUGUAUAUAAUCAAAAGUAAUGCUAAUAAUAACUACAAUUAUUAUUUAUUCAAUUUUAUUUCACUAAUUUUUAUUCAUUUUUUUCUGUCCUGACUUUGAAGAGUAUUGGAACCACUGUUAAGAGGUUCCAAUACUUCAUUUACCUUCAGUUUUUAUUGAUGUCAUUAACUCACUAAAGGUUUA